AGUCAUGACAGGUUCAGUUUGGAAACCUCCUUCGCACGAUUUGCGCAGACCAGGAAGACUGGUUUAAAACAGGAGAGCUCAGUUAGUUUGAUCUCUACGACACACCUUAUUUACCUACGAAAGAAAUCGAAGACACGAACACGACGGACUCUGUUCUUCUUCCGACAUGCGUCUAAAACGAUACGUGGAUUCCCCGUCGCUCAAUGUUUCGUAAACAGACAGCGAUGCACUGAGUCGCGCAACCUGUUAGAGCUGCUCCGACGAUGAAGAUGAAGAUGAAGAAGCAGAACGUGCGCACGCUGUCGCUCAUCCUCUGCAUGUUCUCGUAUCUGCUGGUGGGCGCCGCGGUCUUCGACGCGCUGGAGUCCGAGACCGAGAGCGCGAGGAAGCGCAUGCUGGAGCAGAAGCGCAGCGACAUGAAGAGAAAGUACCGCUUCACCGAGGACGACUACCGAGAGAUCGAGCGAGUGGUGCUGCAGGCGGAGCCCCAUCGCGCCGGCAGACAGUGGAAAUUCGCCGGAUCUUUUUACUUUGCGAUAACUGUCAUCACCACGAUAGGUUACGGGCACGCGGCCCCGGGCACAGACGCAGGGAAGGUCUUCUGCAUGUUCUACGCAGGUCUGGGCAUCCCUCUCACGCUGGUGAUGUUCCAGAGUCUGGGCGAGAGGAUGAACACCUUCGUCCGCUACCUCCUCAGCCGCGUCAAGAAGUGCCUAGGGCUGCAUCGCACUGAAAUUUCCAUGGAAAACAUGGUGUUGGUGGGGUUCCUGUCCUGCCUGGGAACUCUGUGCAUGGGGGCCGCCGCCUUCUCACACUUUGAGGGCUGGACCUUCUUCCACGCGUACUACUACUGCUUCAUCACCCUCACCACCAUCGGCUUCGGCGACUUCGUGGCUCUUCAGAAGAAGGAGGACCUCCAGGAGAAGACCCCUUAUGUGGUCUUUAGCUUCAUGUACAUCCUCGUGGGGCUGACCGUGAUCGGAGCCUUCCUCAACCUGGUGGUGUUGAGGUUCCUCACUAUGAACAGCGAGGACGAGAAGCGGGAUGCGCAGGAGCGGGCCUCACUGAAGAGGGGGCGUAACCUGACGGCCAUGAGUUUGGCGCAGGAGAAUCACUGCCACAGCAACCUGUUCUUGCCCAUGGAGGAGGGCACCAGCUGCACCAACCUCAUCCUGUCGCCGGCAGAGGAGCGCGGGCUCUACUCGCCCCUGCCCCUGCCCUUAAACGCCAGCCAGUCUCGGUCCCAGCUGAGCCUGCUCUGCAGCUGCGUCUGCUAUCACCUGGGCCUCUGCAACAGCUCGGCCGCGGCCCCGGCCCCGGCUCCAAACAAGUGCCCUGAGUGCAACAUCAACUCGGUGUACUGCAACUCCGUUUCCUACAAGAUUCAAGGCGGCUCCUCGACCAGGAACGAUACGGCUGUGUCCUCUCCAGGCAGCACGCUUUCUCCUGGGCUCAGCCUCAGAGAUCUGCCACGCUUCAGGAGGAAGUCAUUAUAGCGGGAAAGAACUUUUAAGUGUCUGCUUUAGAGAGCGAGAAUGCUGUAAGAGCAUAUAUUUUGUAGCACGAGUUAGCAAAGGCCAUGUUUAAACACUAAAGAUAAGUGAGCAUGUCUUUCUAAAGCACAGCAGUUGAGGACUUGCCAUCAUAAUCAGGGUUGGGGAGUAACGGAGCGCAUCGAACUUACACAUUUAAAAUACAAAAUAUGAGUAACUGUGUUUCAUUACUGUUACAUAAAUGGGUGGUAUCAAAUUACA
Messenger RNA from Onychostoma macrolepis, 1754 nucleotides. RefSeq names its product potassium channel, subfamily K, member 15 (gene kcnk15). Lineage: Eukaryota; Metazoa; Chordata; Actinopteri; Cypriniformes; Cyprinidae. Gene Ontology annotation, biological process: potassium ion transmembrane transport; stabilization of membrane potential. The record is from RefSeq and is a predicted model, not a curated record. Gene Ontology annotation, cellular component: membrane. Gene Ontology annotation, molecular function: potassium ion leak channel activity. The coding region runs from base 264 to 1496 and encodes 410 amino acids. The transcript is spliced from 2 exons.